AUGGUGGGCGGCCGGGGGGCGGCGCCGCGCUGCGCGCUCCGACCCCGCGCCCCGGGCGUGCCUGCGCUCCGGCAGCGCUGGGGCUCAAACUCCGAGGCGCGGCGACGAGUGCGGGCUGCGCGGCCGCCGGGCGGGCUGGCGGCGGCGGCCGGGGGCUCCUCCCUCUCCGCUCGCCCUCCCCCCUCGGCCCGCGCCUCCGCCCUGCGCCGUCCGCGCCUCCCCCGCCGCCGCCGCCGCCGCGCUCCGGGCCCGCGCCCCGUUCCUCUCGGCGCCGCCCCUCGAGCCUCGGCCCCCGCCCGGCUGUGCGCUCCUCUGCGCUCCCCUCUCUCCCCAGCCAGGAUUUUCUCCCCCUCGCCUCCCUUCCCCUCGCCUCCCCUCCCCUCCUUUCCCCUCCCCUCCCCGCGCCCGCGCGCUCUCUCUCUCUCUCCCAGAGUUCAUUCACAUUAUUGGAGUGAAGGAAGCCGAGGGAAGUGUUCCCCAGGAGGACCGAAGGGAAAGCGCGUCUCCAGCCACCUCUCUUACCCGCCCAGGACAUCCAGCCUCCCCUCCGACGGCCCUGCGGAUUCUUUAAUUUGUGGAGGAGGGCGUGGGUGGGUGUGUCCCUCCUUUCCCCUCUGUGCCUGUUCACCUGGUGAUGAAGGCAGCCGGUCCGGGCUCCUCCUUCCAGACCCAGCUCCAAACCCCUCCCUCCAGGAGGUUCUCAGAGCCCAGCAUCAGGAGGUGCAGCGCCCUUUGACAUGUCCAGGUGGUCCUGUUGUUGGCAUCCCUGGCUGCACUGGACCCCAGGAUAUGGAAAAAGAAAAGUGUGUGGGAGAGUUGAGAACGCACUGGACCAGAAGCCAAGUCAGUCACCUUCUCAUGCUGGCUCCGGGACUGACUAGCAAGACACCCACUGGCAGCUGCACUUGGUCCUGCGGUGAUGAGGGUGUAGACUGUGGAGUCGCAUAAGGACUUGACCGCCGGCACAGGGAGCUGGAGCAAACCCAAGACUGGCUGAGACCAUUCAUCAUGCCUGGAUGAGCACAAUUUAAAUCUGGAAAUUUCUGCUCAGCCAGAUUACAGAACUCUAAAUGACAGUAUUUAACUGCUGCCUGAGGACCCUGGAGUUUCUCCCAUGUGACACUUCCAGAAUCAAGGGAGGGAUGUGCUCUCCUCUUGCCUAGGAGGAGGUCCUGGACUGGUCUUGUUCUGGAGAGACUGGACACUUGGCAUCCUCUCCCACCAUGAACUGCCCCCCACCGCCCAUAUAAAUGUUACUGCUGGGGGUGUGAACAAGUAAACGUGUAUUAUUACCUCCCUUGCCAGCUGAGGAGGUGGCGAUAUUUGCCAGUCACUUGGACCAGUCUCCCAAACUAUCUUUUUCCACCCGUGGUGGUGUCUUUCCUCCUUACUGAAUCAUUUAGGUAAUUACCUCAAUUCUUCACUUUACUUUGGCUGUGAAGACAGAGCCUUAAUGAGCCCAGAGCCCUGGACAAUCCCAGCUCCAGGGUGAGGCAGCCGGGUGGCGGCUGUGGGAGGGGAAGACGGUAUUAGGAUGCUCACAUUGCAUAACCUGCACGUCCAAGUGGCCAAGCUGGCUGCCAUCUGCAGCCCGGGCGAGAAGACGGGAGAGGCCCUCCACCAGCCAGGGGAACGCAGUCGCUUUCUGCAGUAGCUCCCAAAGCCUUUAGGAAAAGCUUUGUUUUACCCCUUUGUCCUCCAGAAAUAAUGACCUUUGUGUGUCAA
This is a messenger RNA of Pan troglodytes (chimpanzee), 1725 nucleotides long. RefSeq lists its product as uncharacterized. NCBI's taxonomy places the organism in Eukaryota, Metazoa, Chordata, Mammalia, Primates, Hominidae. The coding region runs from base 1 to 948 and encodes 315 amino acids. The record is from RefSeq and is a predicted model, not a curated record. The transcript is spliced from 5 exons.